GAGUAGUUUUCAACCUUCGUCUCUAACUAUCUCUAUACAUGUCUGACUCUACCAGAGGUUUUAACCGGCUGCUCCACCGACUGCGACCCCAAUUGAAAAGUCUCCUCGGCGCGGACUCUCGCGAUGAAAUACUAACGCAAUUAAAUGCCGCCGACGAGCCCAGACCGGAUAUUGGCACUUCUCGGCCGCGCAAUGGUAUUACCCUUCCGCCUUUCGACGCAAACACGACGAUGUGUCUCGGCCAUUCUCACCCCACGACCGUUGCUGUCGUCAUAGAUUGCGCGAUGACGCGGAGGUCCAGAAAGGGCAGAACGGUGAUGGCAGUCCCGGAUCGCAGAGGGUACGACCCGAUUAAGCGACGACGUCCUACGACGCUCGACACUCUCCGCACGUACGACGAGAACUCCCGCAGCUGCUCGGGAUUCCAUUCGCGCCAAUUUCGGGAGACCGAUGAAGACGGAGGGUAGCUUUGGCAUGUAGCGUAAGAAGUCGAUUAUCAGCCGGCUCGCAAAAUACGUGCCACAAGCGACGCUAUUACGAAUGCGAGCGACGCUAUUACAAUACCAUCGAAUUUUGUCAAAUCUACAGAAAUUUUACAAUAAAUUUCAAGACGUAUCGAGUAUGACACGUUUUUCACAUAAGAAGGAAACAACU
This is a messenger RNA of Trachymyrmex septentrionalis, 654 nucleotides long. RefSeq lists its product as uncharacterized. The transcript has 2 exons. The coding region runs from base 39 to 467 and encodes 142 amino acids. The record is from RefSeq and is a predicted model, not a curated record. NCBI's taxonomy places the organism in Eukaryota, Metazoa, Arthropoda, Insecta, Hymenoptera, Formicidae.